AUGUCCACGACGGUGAAGCAAAUCGCUUCAUCGGCAGCCAGCAAGCAAGAUGAAGAGGCCGGUCUGAGUACGCCAAAACCUACUGGCAAGAAUGCCAACUACAAAGGCUUUGUCGCUGGUGUCUUUUCCGGGAUCGCGAAGCUCAGUGUCGGCCACCCCUUCGAUACAAUCAAAGUCCGGCUUCAAACCUCAACAAAAACCCAAUUCACAGGUCCAAUCGAUUGUCUCCUUCAAACAGUCCGCAAGGAAGGCUUCAGCGGUCUAUACAAAGGCGCUACCCCACCGCUGAUCGGCUGGAUGUGCAUGGACAGUCUCAUGCUCGGCUCCCUGACCCUCUACCGACGUCUCCUAAACGAGAACGUCUUCCAACCACUCCGCGCACGACCAACGAGCCAACACAUCUGGAAGUCCGACGCUGAACGCGAGAAAUUGCCACCAGUCGGUCACGGAAUGGCGGGUAUGCUAGCCGGCUGGACCGUUUCCUUCAUCGCCGCUCCCAUCGAGCACGUCAAAGCCCGCCUCCAAAUCCAAUACCAAGCCAACAAAUCCCAACGCCUUUAUUCCGGCCCACUAGAUUGCACGCGCAGAAUCUACACCUCUCACGGUCUUCCGGGACUCUGGCACGGUCUCCGCGCUACCCUUCUCUUCCGCACCUUCUUCUUCUUCUGGUGGGGCUCCUACGACCUCUUCACCACCUACCUCACCACCCACACCUCUCUCAGCACACCCGCGAUAAAUUUCUGGGCGGGUGGCUUGAGUGCGCAGGUGUAUUGGCUUACGUCUUAUCCUUCUGAUGUCGUGAAACAGCGUAUCAUGACUGAUCCCUUGGAGGUUGGGAAGAGGAAAUACCCGAGGUGGAGGGAUGCGGCGCGAGCCGUGUAUAGGGAGGGUGGAGCGAGGGGCUAUUGGAGGGGGUUUGUGCCGUGUUUUUUGCGAGCGUUCCCGGCGAAUGCGGCGGCGCUGGUGGCGUUUGAGGGGGUUAUGAGACAUCUGGAUUAG
Molecule: messenger RNA, 999 nt
Organism: Recurvomyces mirabilis
Lineage: Eukaryota; Fungi; Ascomycota; Dothideomycetes; Mycosphaerellales; Teratosphaeriaceae
Exons: 2
Coding region: 1-999 (332 amino acids)
Biological process (GO): mitochondrial L-ornithine transmembrane transport
Molecular function (GO): L-ornithine transmembrane transporter activity
Source: RefSeq, a predicted model, not a curated record